AUGACCCCAGACGCCACCAUUGUGGUGACUGGAGCUGGUGGCGGCCUAGGGAGCGCCAUGGCCGCUCAUGUCAGCCGCCACUUGGGCCACUAUCACGCCAUCUACACGGUUCGCGAUACGUCUCGGCCCCAUGAAGCGCUGCGGGCCGCCUUACGACAACCCACCAGUUCGCAGCACUCGCAUCAGAUCGUGUCGCUAGACUUAGCCCGCCUCAGCAGCGUGCGCGCCUUCGCUGCGUCUGUCAACCGCCGUGUAGCGAGCGGCGAGAUCCCGUCCAUCCGCGCCUUGAUCCUCAAUGCCGGCCUUCUCGAGUUCGACAAGCAGAUGUGGGCGCCCGCCGCCGAUGGCGGCUUCGACAUGACCUUUGCCUCAAACUAUCUCGGCCACUGGUUGUUGACGCUUCUGCUGCUGGAGAGCAUGGACCGGACCUGCGGCAGAGUAGUCGUUGUCGGGAGCUCAACUCACGAUCCCUCAAUUCCCAUGAUUGCGCGCCAUUACCCGUCCGAGGCGCUGAAAACCUUCAUCCAUGGCAGCACUGAUCCCCUCGCAACCGGCUCGUGGAGCAGCAACAAAGAAGAUCCUACGUAUCAUAGUGGUUUCCGGCGCUACGGUGCUGCAAAGAUGUGUCUGGCCAUGAUGGUCGGAGAACUCCAGCGUCGCCUAGCUGUAGAUCCAGCCCUGAACUGCAUCAGCACAGUAGGCAUCGAUCCAGGCACCAUGUCCACGGGCAUCGUCCGCAAUAGCAACUGGUUCGUACGCGUCGUUGUGCACGGCAUCGUCAUUGCAACAUUAGCCCGCUUGAUUGCUAUCAUCUGGCCAUCCCCUAACGGUGCCCUGCGCACCCCGGAAAAGUCAGCCAAAGAUGUGAUAGACGCCGCCCUGGCAACUGCCAAAUGGCAAAACAAGGGCGGCCUGUAUCUAGACGGCUCAGAGCUCAGUGACAUGAGUGAGGAAGCCAAGGAUCCUGGUAAACGCGCAUUGGUAUGGCGCGAUAGUGUCAGGUAUACAGGCCUCAAACAGGAAGAAACAAUGCUUGUGAAUUGGAACUAG
Molecule: messenger RNA, 1050 nt
Organism: Bipolaris zeicola 26-R-13
Lineage: Eukaryota; Fungi; Ascomycota; Dothideomycetes; Pleosporales; Pleosporaceae
Exons: 2
Coding region: 1-1050 (349 amino acids)
Source: RefSeq, a predicted model, not a curated record